Molecule: messenger RNA, 1037 nt
Organism: Sphaeramia orbicularis (orbiculate cardinalfish)
Lineage: Eukaryota; Metazoa; Chordata; Actinopteri; Kurtiformes; Apogonidae
Product: trypsin
Exons: 5
Coding region: 77-874 (265 amino acids)
Biological process (GO): proteolysis
Molecular function (GO): serine-type endopeptidase activity
Source: RefSeq, a predicted model, not a curated record
AGGCCUGACCACCAGACACAGGCUGCAGUGGUUCUGUAGAUUAACAGCAGGGUAACGACACCAAAUAUUUACAGCUAUGAUGAACAAAUUUAUGUGUUUUUGUGGUUUGCUGCUGGAUUUUAUGACAGUAAACUGCCGUGUUGUCAUGCAGGGACGUAUAGUAGGCGGCUAUACUGCAGCACCGAACUCCAUCAAAUACAUCGUGUCCCUGCAGAGCACCAGGGGCCAACACUUCUGCGGUGGAUCACUGGUUCACAAGUACUGGGUGCUGACUGCAGCACACUGCAACAUCGGCGCAGAGCACAUGAUGAUAGUGGCAGGUGACUACACUGUAAAUACCUUUGAAGGAACUGAGCAGUAUGCCAAACCGUACAGACUGAUCACCCAUCCCCUCUACAACAGGAGCACCAACAACGCUGACAUCAUGCUCAUAAAGUUGCGGGCCCCCUUUGUGCUGAACAAAUACGUGUCGCUGGCGCCUCUUCCCAGACAGGGGACAGGUGUGGUCGAAGGUCGGGUGUGUCGGGUGUCUGGGUGGGGCUACAACAGUCUGGGCCCAGGCCAGUCUCCCUUCACUCUGAGGACGGUCACUGUGCCCAUUGUUUCAACUGCUAGAUGUAACAGCAGCGAAUCCUUUAAUGGCAACAUCACAGCGAAUAUGAUCUGUGCUGGAUACAGGACAGGAGGAAAAGAUGCAUGCAAGGGAGACUCUGGUGGGCCACUUGUGUGUGGCGGGCGCGUCUAUGGUGUGGUCUCCUGGGGCAAUGGCUGCGGUGACGCAAAGUUUCCCGGAGUGUACACGGCGGUGUCCAAGUUCCGCCGGUGGAUAGAUCAAACCAUCUAUAGGUCCUACUUACGCUGCUCAAGAUACUGAAGAAAAUGGCAGAUGUUACAAUUCCUUAUAGAUGCUUUAAGUAUAAAAUAAAUCUUUCUGUCUUACUUCAUCUUUUAUAUAAUUUUUACUUGUUUGCUUGUACUGUCUUCAUUGUGUUGAAUAAGAGGAAAUAAAAGAGAAAGAAAGCAGUCUGUGUUUUAUU